Molecule: messenger RNA, 887 nt
Organism: Drosophila mauritiana
Lineage: Eukaryota; Metazoa; Arthropoda; Insecta; Diptera; Drosophilidae
Gene: E(spl)mgamma-HLH
Product: enhancer of split mgamma protein
Exons: 1
Coding region: 71-688 (205 amino acids)
Biological process (GO): regulation of transcription by RNA polymerase II; anterior/posterior pattern specification; regulation of neurogenesis
Cellular component (GO): nucleus
Molecular function (GO): protein dimerization activity; RNA polymerase II cis-regulatory region sequence-specific DNA binding; DNA-binding transcription factor activity, RNA polymerase II-specific
Source: RefSeq, a predicted model, not a curated record
GACUGUCAGAGCAGCAAGAGCUCAAAGAACUCAGCUUACACCAAAACUACAAGAAGAACAAAAACACAAAAUGUCGUCGCUACAAAUGUCCGAGAUGUCCAAGACCUAUCAGUACCGCAAGGUGAUGAAGCCCAUGCUGGAGAGGAAGCGUCGUGCCAGAAUCAACAAGUGCCUGGACGAGCUAAAGGAUCUUAUGGUUGCCACCUUGGAGUCCGAGGGCGAGCACGUCACCCGCUUGGAGAAAGCCGAUAUCCUGGAACUUACCGUUACCCACUUGCAAAAGAUGAAGCAGCAGCGUCAGCACAAGCGUGCUUCCGGCGAUGAGAGCUUGACUCCGGCAGAGGGCUUCCGUUCCGGCUACAUCCAUGCCGUCAAUGAGGUCUCCCGUUCACUCUCCCAGCUGCCCGGCAUGAAUGUCAACCUAGGCACUCAGCUAAUGACCCACCUGGGACAGCGCCUCAAUCAGAUCCAGCCAGCAGAAAAGGAAGUUUUGCCGGUGACCGCUCCACUCUCCGUGCACAUCGCCAAUCGGGAUGCCUACUCCGUGCCCAUUUCGCCAAUCUCCAGCUACGCCGGCAGUCCCAACUCCAAUACCAGUUCGACCAGUCAUUCCCUGUUGACCACCAUCGAUGUGACCAAGAUGGAGGACGACAGCGAGGACGAGGAGAACGUCUGGCGUCCCUGGUAGAGAGGAUUACUUCACACCACUACUACAAAAGAACGAAGGAGAGAUAAUAGAAAGUAAAAGUCUUCCGAGUCACUGGAUUUCCCCCAGUCGACUCCCACCUAGUUAUAAGUAAACACCAUACACACACAAAGCUUUAGAUGAGGACGCGCAGUUCAUGUGAUAACUAAAUACAUAAUAAAUUAUAUAGCUAAAAUUGAAA